This is a messenger RNA of Rhodotorula toruloides NP11, 1902 nucleotides long. Its product is annotated as laccase. The record is from RefSeq and is a predicted model, not a curated record. Gene Ontology annotation, cellular component: high-affinity iron permease complex. The coding region runs from base 1 to 1902 and encodes 633 amino acids. Lineage: Eukaryota; Fungi; Basidiomycota; Microbotryomycetes; Sporidiobolales; Sporidiobolaceae. Gene Ontology annotation, biological process: cellular response to iron ion starvation; reductive iron assimilation. The transcript is spliced from 20 exons. Gene Ontology annotation, molecular function: ferroxidase activity; copper ion binding.
AUGCGGAUCGCAUUCAGUGCCCUGGCAGCAGCGUCUCUCGCCGUCCCAGCGCUCGCAGACGUCGUCGAUGCCUGGUACAACAUCUCGUACACAACGGCGGCGCCAGACGGGGUCGACAAGCCCUUCACGGUCGGCGUCAACGGGACUUGGCCCCCGCCCAUCCUCAACGUCAAGUUCAACGACACCGUACGAGUGCACGCUUACAACGGACUGGACGCGCCAACCUCGAUCCACCACCAUGGUAUCUUCUUCAACGGUACCAACUACUAUGACGGCGCACCCGGCGUCACGCAGUGCGGGAUCCCGCCAGGCCAGUCUCUCACGUACGAAGUCCCUGUAGACCGGCAGCACGGAACCUACUGGUGGCACUCUCACACUGGCGCACACUACCAAGACGGCUUGCGAGCGCCCUUCAUCAUUCAUGCGACCGACGAGGCGCACAAGUACGACGGAGAAUACACCAUCAUCCUGUCUGACUGGUACCACGCUCGGUCUGACAAGCUCAACCACAAGUUUAUGAACAAGUACAACCCAACUGGUGCCGAGCCUGUUCCCGACGCACUCCUCAUCUACGCGGCGUCGAACGGUACCUAUUUGCCCUCGAACGACGACGUCAAGUUCAACGGCAACCUGUCAAUCCCCUUCGAGGCUGGCAAGACGUAUCGCAUUCGUGUCCUCAACACCGGCAUCUUCGCCACGACGUUCUUCUGGAUUGACGGCCAUGACAUGCGCGUCAUCGAGGCCGACGGCGUCGACACCGAAGAGUUCCCCGUCGACUACCUCAACAUUGCCGUCGCGCAGCGCUACUCGGUUCUUGUCACCGCCCGCAACGACACCUCGGAGAACUUCCUUGUCCACGCCAACUUCGACGACGAGAUGUUCGAUAAGGUACCUGAGGGCUUGACGCUUAACUACACGACGACUAUCUCGUACAAGAACGGCAACCCCGUUGCUCAGAGCGAGGUUCGCAACGAGCUUGGCCGCAUCAACGACUUUGAUAUGGUGCCCUUCGUGCCGAUGGAGCAGCUUACGCCGACGACGUCGCUUCAGCUCGACGUCUACUUUGAUGCCUUUAGCACCGGUGUCAACAGGGCCUCAAUGCUCAACAACAUCACCUACGUCAACCCGAAGACUCCCUCGCUCUUCACGAUGAUGACGAUGGGCAACGACUCGCUCAACCCAAACGUGUACGGCCCACAAACCGCCCAGCACCUCCUCAACCAUGGAGACGUCCUCGACCUCAUGGUGAUCAACUUUGACGCGAACGCGCAUCCGUUCCAUUUGCACGGGUUCUCGUAUCAGCUCACUCGCCUCGCGAUGGACGUCACCUCCGACGAUCCAGCACUGAACCCUCCUCACACACUCGGCGCCAAGAACCCCAUGCGCCGCGAUACUAUCAUUAUUCCCGCUGGAGGUGCUGUCAACCUCGCUGUGAGGGCGGACAACCCGGGAGCUUGGAUCUUCCAUUGCCACAUUCAAUGGCACAUGGAAGCCGGUCUAGCGGUCGUCUUCAUGGUCGACCCGCUCGGCGCCCAACAAUCCAUGACGAUCCCGCAAGUCAUGAUCGACCAGUGCAAGCAGCUCGGCAUCUCGCCGACAGGUAACGCGGCGGGCAAGAUGUCUGUCACGGAUCUGAGCGGCGCACCGCAUGGACCUGUGGAUCAGUAUGCGGCGGGCUUGUUUGGCUGGACUCCUCGAGCGAAGGGCGCUCUCGCAGGCUGCGUCCUCACAGCGCUCAUCGGCAUGCUGACGGUCGUCUGGUACGCCGUCGGCGGCCAGCUCGACGAGGAUGAGCUGCAGGAGGAAGUCCACCGCGACAUGGAGAAGAAAAAGGCUGCGGGCGGCGGUCUCCUCAAGCGUGGCUUCAGAGCUAUCACGGGCAAGUCGACGUCGGCGCAGUAG